UUCAUCCAAUCUUUACCACAUUCAAACUGAUCCAUCACAUUCUAUCUGGACUUUAAUACAACAGCGUAGAGACCACUUUAAAACAAUUUCUAUUGAAACAUUUGUAUGUACUAUACGAGCCAUUCUGACGGUAGUCGCACGCAUGCGUCGGGAUCGUAAACACGCCGCGGUCGUCAGUCUCACGACGGAAGGCGCGCUGAACGGACGUCAGACAGCGCUGCGCGGUAUACGAUACGCACCGCGUGUGCUAUGUGAAUUGUUAUACGUAUUCCAUUUAGUUUUAUAAGUGAGCGAUUUUUGGAGGGCUUUCGACGAUGCGGGUCGCGGGCGCGUGACGACGGACGGUCUGCUAAGCGCUCUGGCCCGCCUGCGCCGUCCGCCGCCCCCCUUCCAGCACUCCUCAAUACCCACACGACCCACGGAUGGGCGUAACCAGGCCCCCAAGAUCCACUCUACUCAUCCAUCACCCGAACACACUGCAGGUGCGGAGGGCAGUAUGACCGUAGCCCACGGGGACAGUUCUCCUGAGCGACUGGGGGGUGCUUUGCGAAGGCUUCACUAUCGCGCCACUCGUCGCGCUCACUCCUCAGCCGCUAGACAUCACUCCACUCCUAAGGUGGUCGUUAUGGGUAGCAGCACUACAUCCGACAAAACCAUCAACACCUCCACCGACUCCGCAGCCACCGCUCUCACGUCCAUCACCGGCACCGAUGAAUCCAUGGAUGCUGAACCCGACCUCAUCGAUGCAGAUCCCCCUCAGCCUCAACCCGAACCCCAAAACCCACCAAGCACAGCCCCGCCUCAUUACCACAGAGCACAGGACAGCUGUGAAUUCGAUGCACCAGCUUAUACAAUUCCUCAAUCAGCCACCGACACCAUGGAUUCCCCACGGCCGGGACCGGCAAGAUUUGUUUUUGAUGUCCAAUUACCUGAUCCCAAAAAGGAGAAACCUCGCAACAAAACCCAAGUGAGCCAAACAGGUCUAGGCGGGCCUGCCACAUCGAUCCAGAUACCUUACGACCCCAAAUGCGAACCUCCUAAAAGCCCAAAAGCUAGCCAGAUCAAAUAUGAGACGCAUUUCGAUUUUGAGCCUGAAACAGUGAUGAGGAGAGGCAGCGAGACGAGGAUGAAAAAUAAACAAAAGGAAAAGCAAGAAUAUUAUAAAGAUGAAGUAGCAAAGUUAAGAAGACAAUUGGAAGGCACGGAGGUAUUCACGAAGAGUCGGAGACGGUCGUCUACACAUCAACAUUCUGUACCCCCUCCAUCAUCAAGAAGACAAUCUACAGCCGCUCAAGUCCAUGUUACUGCAAAUCCACUGGACUCUGCUUCAUCGAUGCCUGCUGGAAGAACAACGAUCGUCGUGCAGCAGCCCUCGCUGUCCCUGGACUAUGGCGGCUGUUCAACUAUACUGGUGAGAGAUGGUGACGAGAGACGUAACAGCAGAAUUUGCAACGAUCACAUCCAGCAACUCCUGGACGUGACCAGCCAGUUCACAUCGGAAGAGCUGCACGAAUUCGACAAAAGAUACGGCAGCCCUCAUCAUUCCCGGUCACAGUCAGUUAAAGCCCAGCGUUCUAGAACCGGUGAGAGACAACUGCUUGGUCUCCCGCAGCAGAGAGCGAGGGUAGCAUCUAUGCCCAAUACUGGUGUCGAAGAAGAAUAUUAUAGAUUACGACACUUCAGCAUCACUGGUAAAGGAGUGGUGAACAGAGGCGAUUCCCUUCGCUCACGACGCUCUAGAUCCAACACCUCAGUGGCAUCCAGUGCAUCCAGCACUGAGGCUGUUACAAGAGCGUCCGCACCCUGUUCCUUAGCAUCUUCAAGAGAUUCUUCGGCGGGUCUAAGCAGUUACCGCGUGGUGGUGUUGGGUGGGCCUGGUGUUGGCAAAUCAAGUUUGGUGGGGCAGUUUAUGACGUCAGACUACUUACAUGCGUACGACACAAGCAUUGAUGACGAAUCCGGUGAAAAAUCCGUUUGCGUCUUGCUCGCGGGUGAGGAAUCUGAAAUAACUUUCCUGGAUUCGCCACCAGAUCACGUCCUCUCAGAGGGUUCAGCUCAUGGUUACUGCGUGGUUUAUUCCACCGCUGACCGCACCAGCUUCGCCGAGGCUGAACGCCGCCUGCAGGCUUUAUGGGCUGCUGGACACACCGCUCGUCGGGCUGUCAUACUGGUCGGGAAUAAGGCUGAUUUGGCUAGAUCAAGAGUUGUCAAUACUGAAGAAGGCAAAGCCCUAGCGACGUCAUACGAGUGCAAGUUUAUAGAGACAUCAGUGGGCAUUAACCACAACGUUGACGAGUUGCUGGUGGGACUCCUCACGCAGAUCAGGUUGAAGCAGCAACACGCGGAAAGAGUCAGAAAACGCAGUACCUCUCGUAAGAACCGGAGUCGCGCCCGCUCUCCGCUCGACAGUGAACCCGCCCCAGCGCCCUCCCCGGCCUCCGCUGCUAGUACUCCACGUAAACGGACCCGAUUAUCCGCCAGUGUUAAGGUGCGCGGUCUACUCGGUCGUGUUUGGGCUCGUGACUCCAAAUCUAAAUCCUGUGAAAACCUUCACGUCCUGUAGCAUUCAGCCGCCGCGCCCGUCACCUGUUUCCCAUUCUUCGACUGCGCUGCCAAUUACGCGUAGAAACCAUUCUAUUUCACAUUUUAAAUUAAUUUGCGUCUUCUUUUUGUCUCUAAUUAUCUCUUAUUAUUUUAUAUUCCACAUAGAUUUGUCUUUUAGAUGCCUAUAAUUUAAUGAUUGCUACUAAGCCCCUUCUCUUAGAAUGAAUCAGAGAUCAAUUCUUACUGCGACUUAACAGUCUUUCAAGCCGUAUCUCCAUUGACUAUUGCUGGGACGAUGAUAUAAUUUUCCAAUAUAUAACUGAGGUUUAAUGAACGGGAUAUUUUCUUUUAAAACGAGCCUGAUGAAAUUUAAGCAUAAUUAAUUUUGAUACAGUUUUGCCUUUUUUCGCUUAAUUGCAAGAUUUUCACAUGAGAAGGGCGAAUAUGUUUUGCUUAAAAUAUAAAUAAAAAUACGGCUUCAUGUGAGAAAAAAUGGCGGGCCGGCGGCUGUCAAUGCGGCAGAUAUAUUAUUAUUAUAUACGGUGACAUGACCGUGUUUAAAUUGAAAUAACUAUAAAAACAAACAAAUAAAAACGAAUGUUAAUUUACAAUUAACGAAUUUGGCAUAAACGCCAUCUCUUGUGUAUAACCGAAAUUAAUAUGCGUUUUGUUAUUGCUCUAAAAAAAUAUAAAAAAAAAGGUAUAAUAAAAUAAAUUUUUGUAAAUUAGUGAUGACGAGUAUUAGUAGAUAUAAAGAAGAUUUGUAGUUUAAUGAAAUAUAUGUGAUCCCGUCGUGUCUCCCGUUUACAUGUUUAUUCCAAGUAGAUGUUCGAUUUAAAUAAUCGAUAAAUAAUAACAUUUUUUGUCAUUUAUUAUAUAAACUUUACUGGAAAUUACAGCACGUAACCGUUUUUAAUAUUGUAUAUGAUUAUACUUUGCAUGUUUUAAUAUUUUAAGUAUAGUGAUGUACAUUUACGAUCAGACAGAAUAGUGAUUGCAUACAGUAUUGUAAAGAUGUAGCAUUCUUAAUUUUUUUUUAAAAACAUAUUUCCAUUUUGUUAAGUUUCAUUUUAUCCACGCUAUCAUUAUGUUGAAUCUAUAGUACAUUUCAAAAUCUUAAACUAAAUCAAAUAUUGGGUCCACGGCUUCUUAUUGUAAGCUAACGAAUUAGAAGUAAACAAACAUUUAGAACGUUUUGAGCUAGAUUUAGAAUGUUUUUAGGCGGAGACAUGGCUUAAAAUAAUAUAUCGUAAUAGGAUUUAAUGUAGUCUAAACAAAAAAAAUCAAAUGAUAGCUAAUAACAGGUACUUCAAUUACUAAAAAAUAUGUUGUUUUAAGCCAUAACUGAUGCAGAAUAGUGCAUGUUAAGCGGUUUACGAUAUCAGGCAUACGAACAGAGAAGGCGUUGAUUGGAAAAAAAAAAAUACAAAAAAAAAAAACAACAGAGCGCGAAAUUCAACUGAACUGUCAAAUCCAUCCAAUAAUUUUACCAAAAUUUCGAAACAUUUUGGUAGCGUAGACCUUAGCAACCCGCAUAGCUGUUUUCGUUUUAGGAUAAAUCCUAGACCUGUAAGUUUGUUUGUAAAUGAAAAUAAUUUCAAUUUGAGUGCCUGAUAUUUAGUAUUUUAAAUCCCUCCGUAAUACCCGUUUGCCUUAUUUUAUUAGAGUUUAUUUAAUAGCCGUGUUAGACGCUAGAACCUAAUUAUAUAUUAAAAAUAAUUAAUAUAUGUGAAUCGUAAGUUAAUGUUUCGAUGUUAUAUGAGUGUGAAAUUUGGGGUUGUUUUACUUAAAAAAUAUAUACAUAUAUAUGUAUUCCAUUCAUAGUUGCCACAAAACCAAAUUUUAAGACAGACGACGCGUUCAUGUUUAUAG
Danaus plexippus (monarch butterfly) is the source of this 4416-nucleotide messenger RNA. RefSeq lists its product as uncharacterized. The transcript has 14 exons. The record is from RefSeq and is a predicted model, not a curated record. Gene Ontology annotation, molecular function: GTPase activity; GTP binding; calcium channel regulator activity. Lineage: Eukaryota; Metazoa; Arthropoda; Insecta; Lepidoptera; Nymphalidae. The coding region runs from base 497 to 2563 and encodes 688 amino acids. Gene Ontology annotation, cellular component: plasma membrane.